CCUGCCUGUCAAAACAAAGCAACAUCUUUCGCUGACGAAAGCAAAUCUCAGUUUGUUGUUGUGUUUCGCACCUUGCCCCAUUACGGAUCCCGUGGUAAAUGGCAAUUUAAUUGAGUUAUAAUGUAUUCCGAGUGGGCCUCACUCUAUCCGGUAAUUGCGGAAAACAUCAACAACGCCCAGACGCAGAGCGUGCUCGGCAAGUUCAGCACUGUCGGGGGCCGCGAUGUAGCAGCUGUUGUGAUCAAGCAGCUGGCCAGCACCUUGGGCAUCACCAACAAUGCAGAACCGAGCAAUCUUCACACCGACCAGGAGGUGCAAUGGUGCAUGGAUGUAAUUUGUCAUGGGUUGUCGCUGCCGCUGUCGGAGCACGACAUCAUUAAGGACGGUGUGAACAUCUACUGCGAGUGGAUCAGUGCCGUGCUGCCCCAGACCAAGCUCAGUGUGCCCCGGCCAAUAAUCGACGAUCCGAACACUUACGUUCGGAAAAUAAUCAAACAUUUGUACAAUCUCUUUGUGCCCCGCCCUGGAGAAGUCUGGCCUUUCAUUUACGAAGAGGAACUAGGUACGGAUACGAUCAAUCGGCAGGCGGUGCUUUGCCAUCGUGUACUACGCACGCUACAAGACACGGCACAAAACUCGCAAAUUCUGACGGUAGAAACGUGGGAAGCAUUGCUGCUGUUCCUGCUGGCCAUCAAUGAGAUUCUGCUGGCACCUCCGAUCGUGAAGGACGACGUAGGCGAUCAGCUUUGCGAACGUGUGCUGAGCGUGCUGUUCGAGGUGUGGCUGCUGGCAUGCAGCAGAUGCUUCCCAUCGCCAUCGUUGUGGAAAACGUUUCAGGAAUCAUGCGCCGCCUGGCGUCAUCGCAUCGCGCUGGUGGAGCAGUGGAAUCGAGUAAAUCUGGUGCUAACGGCGAAACUGCUCGAGUUUACGUACGGGCCAGCUUUUCCGGAAAUGAAAAUCGCCGAUGAAGAUGCACAUCUUGUACCGGACGGUAUGACCAACGAUGGAAUUGCCCAAGCUUGGAUACGCUUCCUGAAGAUCCUCGGUGCGCCAACGGAUCUGUGCUGUCCCCAGGUGAUCAGCCGCACACCACAAUUCAUCCAGGCGGUGCUGCUGAACGCGGACGGUAUCGAACCGCAGCAUCAUCCCUGUUUGCUGAAUCUGCCGCAAAUUUUCCUCAAAACCAUGAAGGGAAUUGCCGGACUGGUUGACGCUUUCCUUGGCAUAGCGCAGUAUAGAAUGGACGAGAGCAAUCUCCUCGAGAGCAUCAGUCAGCUUACAUUCACAAACAAUGCAAACGGUGGUGGUGGUGUUGGUGGUGGAAUGCAUUCGAGUAGUGGAUCCGUCAUUAGCUUUAGACACUCCGGAGGCGAGAUCAAAUCGAGCGUACUGCGUGCCAGUGGAGGGCUCGGGGGACUUGGUCUCGGAGCCGCACUGGGCGUAGUGGGCAGCAACGCCACCGCUGGCACAGGUCCGACGGGAUCGGCACCGGGUGUAGUCUCUAGCGGCGGAGGUAGCGGUUGCAUAAACAAUGUUAGUAUUAUAGGUUGUAGUAGUAGUAGUUCGAGUGCUGGAAGCGCCGGAGCUGCGAGUGGUGGCAAUGUGGGAUUUGGUUUUUCGUACGAUACAUCAACCGCAGCCGAAAGUUUGGGAUUUUGCAAUAGCAAGGCGGCAUUGCUGAUCGCCGACACGAACAGCGGGGCCAAUUCUCCAACUCCUCCGCUGCAGCGCCGCCUGGCGAAGAGCUUCAGUGUCGCCCCAUCGCUACCAUCAGCACAUGCGGUCAUAUCGAUGGCGCAGGCGAAGGGAUUUACGAAAGGAUCGUUUAGCGGACUUACUAGCAGCCGCAGCACCUCAUCUAGCCAUCCGAACAAUGUACCACAAUCGGCAUCUCUACCUUCGACGGGAUUUUCGUCGAUGCUGUCGUUAUGCCAGGAAAACCGAUAUCCUUUAGCGGCAAACCGUCCAAGGUGUAACAGCAUCUUGCAUCUCUUCGGCGAAUGGCUGUUCGAUGCAGCGCACAUCGGCGGUGACACGUGGAUGCAAAACACCAAAAAGCGAGCGGCUGAAGCGAAACGGCGCCCUUCUUCCAUGAUUAUGGACAAUCGCAAGGGCAGUUUAUCGCAGCCACCUUCCCUGUCCGAGGUGAAUGACGUUUCCCCCGGGCUUACGAUCGACAAGUAUGAGUCGGGCAAGGCGGAAGCGCUGGGCGCACUGUGCCGCAUAUUCUGUGCGAAGAAAACGGGCGAAGAAAUUCUGCCCGUAUACCUGGCCCGCUUCUAUAUGGCACUGCACCAGGGGCUCAAGACGAACGAUAGCCGGGAGUGUAUGGAAACGCUCGCCAGCAUAUUGUACAACUCGUCCGACCUGUUUCGCAUCGAUCUGGAAGGCAUACAGGUGCUGUUGCCUUCGUUCAUUAGCGCGCUGGAGCUGAUUUUGCCCGAGAAGGAUCUGCGCAUGCGGUCGCAAAACGUGCUCAUCAACAAAACCGAGCUGCGCCGGGCGGCAAUCAACAUACUGCUCUCCAUGCUGGCCCUUCCGCUACACUUCCAGACGCUCCCAAUACGCGACAUUAUGGGUGGACCGAACGAUCGAAGCAUUACGUUCCUUCAUCUUAAACCACGCCUUAUCAACAUACUCAUGAAUGCGUUGCAAGUGGAAACGGACCCUCAAAAUACGCACAUGCUGCUCGGUGGAUUGCACCUGUGCGUCCAGGACUCGGUAACGUUUGAGGAGACGGAGAAUGGUUCCGCUGAAGCGCUACAUUCACUGCAUCCGACUGCCGAAACCUCCAAUCUGCUCAGCUCGGCCUGCUCCGAGAAGAGUGCCUACUCCAUGAACAGCGCCAAUUCCAGCAUCGGUGGACACAGUACCGCAACACUUAGCAAUGAACCUUCUAGUUUGCCGGCUUUUGAUGAUUUCUCAUCCGACAUUAUUCAUGAGUUAGAAUUGAGUUCAUCUGCAAUUUAUGAUAGCGCCCAUGCGUUGUUUGUGCGAGCGACCUACUUAGUGUGUCAUCGACUGAUUUCGUCGUGGAAAACGGACCUAAACGUAUCGCUGGCAGCGCUGGAGCUGCUUACGGGAUUGGCAGGCAUGCGUGUAAAAGACUCUGAUGUUCUGGAAUGCAAACGAGCUGUUAAGUGGAUCUGCGAUUACAUCUGCUACCAAUGCUCGAGACCUCCGCCGGCGCACAUUAAGGACCUUCACAGCACGAUCGUGGCAGCGUUCCAGUGCACCUCCGCCUGGUUGAUGAACCAUCCGUACCUGCUGCAGGACAAGGAGUGUCUUACGAUCGUGCUGGAAGUCGUGGAGCUUGGCAUAUCGGGCUCGAAGAGUGUCGGGAAACCGGGCGAACCGGUCAAGUACAAGGACGAAAAGGAGCUCAAGCCGGCCAGUAUGCGUGUGCGCGAUGCGGCCGAAAACAUGCUGACGAUGAUACUGGAGCAAAUUGAUUACUUCCCGAACGAGUGUGGCAAGCAGUCGCUGUCGUCGUUGUUGGACGAGGUAGUGCUGGCCAAACAUUCAAACACAUCAGGGGAGUAUGUGGGAGAGUUGCCCCAAGAGCAGGCGAUCAAAAAGUUUAAAUAUUUUGUGACGGAAAAUUCGACCGUGCUCGCAUUGUUCGAGGAACCGCUCGGUAACGAUCAGGAUCCUCAACCAACGGUUACAAUUCUCAUACGCGGUCCAUUCGGACGUCACGCCUGGACGAUGCAAUUGCGUCAUCUGUCUAGAAGCAAAUCGGGCACAAAGUAUCACGCGCCCAACCCGGGCAGACCGGUGCCCAUGAACGACAUUAUGAUGCGCCAGGAAAUGGAGUACAAAUACUUUCCCGACUCUGUUGACCGUAUACCACCGUGUGUGGUAGAUUAUUCCAUUCCGACACUGGAUUCAGCGGAGCAAAAGAUUGGCAACCAGUCCACCAAACAACUGGCCCGGCUAGUAGAGCAACAGGUGGGGUACGAAAAGUUAUCCUGGGCCGAAACCGAGUGUUCCGUCGAUGGGCUGGGACAUGCACAGGAAGCAUCACCACCGAGCGUCUGCCACGAGUUUCAAGCUGCGAGACUGUUUCUGUCCCAUUUUGGAUUCCUUACCAUCGGCCAGAACAAUGCUAGUGGCCAAAAAUUGGACGGCAGCGCACCGUUGCUAACGACGCUGGACACAUCCAAGCCAGAGUUUUGUCAGGAUUUGAGAAUGUUGGAUAAAAUGUCUCCCCGGUCCUGUGACACAAUACACGUGUUCUACGUGAAGGCCGGUCAAAGCACGGAGGCGGAAAUCAUCGGCAACAUGGAUCCGGAGAAUCUCUCCUCGAUCGAGCCGCAUUUUUGGAGGAUGCUGUACACGAUCGGCUGGCCAGUGGCCGUGCAAGAGCACGCGGGCUGGACCGGUUUCAUCGGCAGCAGCUGGAAGAUUCCGCGAGACAAUAAACCCUGUCCGCAGCAAAGCGAGCAAAAGACCGGCUCACCCGAAGAGUGGAAUCUGAAUGGUGAAAAGACGGUGCUCUACUGGGCCGACGUUUCCUCCGAGAUGGCAAUCGUGGUGCCGAAUCGUAACAACAAGGUGGACCUAACGACCGGCGAAGAUACAGGCGCAGGCGACGGAAGCGGUUGUGCCUCGACGACGUACGAGCGUAGCGUAAGCGAAAUACAGCCCCGCUCGUCCUCCGUUUCGACCAACCAGCCACGCCAGUACUCGCUGGACAGUGAAUCGGCCCGCUAUGGUUCGAUGAGCAAAUCGGCCGAUCCGAUACCGCCGGUGCGCCGCAGAACGGGGGCAACCAAACCGAGCACGCUGUACACGGCACCUUCGGCCAAGAUUUUGCUCGUUUGGCUGGAAAGCUACGAGGAUCAUCUAACGUUCCCGAUCGAUGGUCUGCUGCCCUACACCCGGGCCGGUUAUUCCACCCAGCACGGGACUGUUGCGUCGAUUCCAUCGAGUGAAUGUUUCAUCAUCUACCUGCACGCACUUUCUUCGAGCCUGUUGCGUGUGAAGCUGCAAGGACCGGUGGGCCGGAUGAACUUUGCCAUCCCUCUAAUAGACGGAAUGGUAGUGAGCAAGCGCGUGAUUGGAUCACUGAUUCGCCAAACCGCGUGUAACAUGGCGAAACGAAAGCGUUUGGAUAACGACUCCUAUCAACCGCCACACGUUCGACGCCGCAUCAAGAUCCAGGAAAUGAUGCAAAGAUAUAAGAAAGAUCUGACCGAGCCGGAGAUGCUGGCUGACUUAUUUAAAUCGUCUAUAUAAAAAGAAGAGCACCGAUUGCACCCGCAAACAAAAAGUAUUAACACCUUUGCAUUGAAAUAAUCAAACUACAAAUCGCGUUCCGUUCCAGACUUAGUUAUACUAAUAUUGACACCACUGUUAUUUGAAUCUAAAAUGUUCAAAUAAACGUUAUUAUUUAACUUAUCGA
Anopheles merus is the source of this 5407-nucleotide messenger RNA. RefSeq names its product ral GTPase-activating protein subunit beta. The transcript is spliced from 16 exons. Gene Ontology annotation, biological process: regulation of small GTPase mediated signal transduction; activation of GTPase activity. The record is from RefSeq and is a predicted model, not a curated record. Gene Ontology annotation, molecular function: GTPase activator activity. Bases 121 to 5241 code for a protein of 1706 amino acids. Lineage: Eukaryota; Metazoa; Arthropoda; Insecta; Diptera; Culicidae.